AUGCGUCUCUUCCUGAUCCCGAUAUCGACGGGCCGCACGCUCAUCUACUGCAAGAGACUCGACGCCGCGGUGCCGGCGAAGCAGCUGAGCUAUCUCGACCGCAUCACGAACAAGGCGACGGCGACCUGGGCCAAGUGGGAGACGGCAGAGAAGGGAUGGCAGAAGACGCUGGUCACGUACGGCCAUCGGGCGCUGCAGAGGAUACCGUACGAGGAAUGGGGGCUGAAGAGCGUGCCGCCGCUGAGCUCGCGGCGGGAGACGGAAGAGCUGCGGACGAAGAAGCCAGUUGAGCUGCUCUAUCCCAAGAAUGCGAUCCAGACGAGUAAAGUGCUCGGCCUGCUGCAGAAGCUCGCGACGGAGAGACAGCAGCUUCACAGGAAGCGGAUGUGGUGGAGCAUCGUGGUUGCGCCUUUGACGGCUCCCUUUGCGCUGGUCCCGGUGAUACCUAAUAUACCCUUCUUCUUCUUCUGCUACCGCGGCUGGUCCCACUGGAGAGCAUGGGGUGGCUCGAAGCACCUGGAGUUUCUGCUCAAGGAGAAUCUCAUCCAGCCUAGAUCGCUUGCGGACCUGGAGAACGUCUAUCUACGGCACUACCCUCACAGUGAGGGUGCGAAGACGACUGAUGAGAAGGCCACGGCAGAGUGUGCAGACGGCCACUGCGAAGAAGUGAUGCUGUUGAAGGAUACGGAUGGCAGGGCGCUCGCAAAGAUGCUGGAUGCCCCUGAGCUCGUCGCCGAAGUCGAGCGAGCCGUCCACCAGGUCGAACAGCAGCUGAAGAGACCUGAUCAAACGAAGAAACCCGACCAAAAAGAAGCUGACGAGAAGAACGACGAGAAGAACGACGAGAAACGGUGA
Messenger RNA from Arthroderma uncinatum, 855 nucleotides. RefSeq lists its product as uncharacterized. Gene Ontology annotation, cellular component: mitochondrial inner membrane. Gene Ontology annotation, biological process: proton transmembrane transport; potassium ion transport. The record is from RefSeq and is a predicted model, not a curated record. NCBI's taxonomy places the organism in Eukaryota, Fungi, Ascomycota, Eurotiomycetes, Onygenales, Arthrodermataceae. Bases 1 to 855 code for a protein of 284 amino acids. The transcript is spliced from 3 exons.